Paramecium sonneborni is the source of this 2600-nucleotide messenger RNA. NCBI's taxonomy places the organism in Eukaryota, Ciliophora, Oligohymenophorea, Peniculida, Parameciidae. The record is from the annotation of a GenBank genome assembly.
AUGCAAGAAUAUAAUCAAUAUUCUAACUUUAAACCAAGAAAAAUCACUAAGUAAAUUACAUCUAAAAGUGAAUCAAUUUCUAGAUUAUCUGAGAUUUCUGAAGAUAGCGAAAGACAAAUAAUAGAUUGUGUUAGGAAUAAAUAGAAUACUCGUAAUAAUUUGAGAUAACCAAAAUUGAUAAUCUAAGAAUAAUAACAAUUCCACAGUGCAAAAAUGACUAGUGAAUCUAUAACUUUUAAAUAUCCAUAUAAAACAUCAAGAAUAGAAGCUUAAACUUUAGUUCAUGAAAAUUUUCUGAAAGCUUUAAAAACAGAAAGAAUCAAAAGGCAAUUUGUUAAUAAUCUUUUUACAAAUUCAUAUAUAAUUCAGAAUAAAAAAAAAUAACUUUUGCAGGAUAAAUACACAAAAGACAGAAAAAAAUAAUAAAAUUUGGGUAAAUUGAUUGUUUAAUAUUAUAAGAAACCUUCACCUAAUCUAGAAUACCAAUCAUUUCACCAACAAGUUUAUUUAUUGUCAUUUGGGAUGCAAUAGGAAUAAUACUUAAUUUUAUUAUUUUAUGGCUAACACCUUUUUUAUUAUCCUUUGAUAAUUUAGAUAAUUGUUAUUCUUUUUAAGUAAUUCAAAAAUUAAUCAUAAUUCUCUUAAUUUGUGAUAUUUUUAUUUCCUUUAACAAAGGUAUCAUAAUUUAGGGUAUUGUAAUUAAAAAGAGAAAAAAGUUAAUUCAAUAAUAUUUCUAAACUAAUGCAAUCAAUGAUUUAGCAAAUUUAGGUUUAUGGAUUAUGAUCUAAUAAAAUCUAAUUUCAUUUGAAAUUCUUGGAGAAAGCAUAACUAUCUGUUAAUUAAUAGUUACAUUUAAUAAAAUUUAAAAAUACUUCUCUGAUUAUUUUUAAUAUGUUUUUUUUAAAGGAGCAUCUAGUUAUAUAAUGGAUCUUUUAAGCCUUAUUUGUUCAAUAUAUUUUUUUGCUCAUAUAGUAGCAUGCUUCUGGCAUUAUGUUGGAUUAAAAUCCGGAUAGUAAUCUUGGUUGAUAAAAUAUAAUUUGGAACAUGAAUCAAUAUGGAUGAAGUAUAAUUAUGCAUUUUAUUGGGCUACAAUGACUAUGACAACAGUUGGUUACGGAGAUAUAAUUGCCUAAAGCUAAUUAGAAAUUAUUUUUGUUGAUAUAGUAAUGUUUUUAUCAAGUGGAAUAUUUGCAUAUUCAAUGAAUUCUAUUGGAAUGAUCCUAAAAAAUAUUUAUGAUGCUAAAUUAAAAUAUAAAAGAUCAUUACUAUAAAUGAACAAUUACAUGAGUAAGAAUUGUGUUGAACCAUAAAUACAAAGUAGGAUUAGAAAUUACAUAAAAUAUUACAUAGAAUCAGAAUAAAAUGAAAAUUUAGAGGACAUAAAUAGACUUAUAAGUAUAUUGCCAUAAAAUUUAUAAUCUGAUUUAAAUACUGAUAUUUAGAGAAAAGUUAUUAAUAAAGCAAAACUUGUUAUAAAUCAUUUUUCAUCAAAUACUUAACAAUUAUUAUCUAAAAGUUUAGAAUUAGUUAAGUAUGCUCCUGGUGAUAUAAUUUACAAAAGAGGAGAUAUUUAAGAUAAAAAUCUUUAUUUUAUUAUAGAGGGAGAAGUGGAUAUUUAAGAUGAUUAAAGUAAAAUGAAAUUUUCAAAACUGAUUUAGCAUUAAUAAUUUGGUAUUUUUUAAUUUUUUACAGAUUUUCCUCCAAAAACAUCUGCACUUAGUAUUGGCUUUUCUAAUAUUUAUAGAAUAAGCAGAAGUAAGUUUUUGGAAAUUUUAUAAUUCAAUAAAAGAGAUUUCGAAAUGUUUCAUUAUAUUAAAGAUUAAAUAAUUUUCAAUUCAAAUUAUAGAUUAUUUUAUUUUUAAUGUAAGUAUUGUAAUAGAUAAAAUCAUUAAGAAGUCGAUUGCCCUAUGUUAACAUAUAAACCAGAUCUUGAAUAAAGGAUUAAAAAAAGUAAUUUUUAUCCUUAAGUUUAACAAAGAUAAAAAAGACAAAGAUUUGGUAGGAAAAUAAAAAGUAUUUAAUAAUAACGUGAUGUAUCAAAAUCUGUAAGAAAUUUCAUAGAUGAAACUGCAGGAGGAGAAAUAUCUAAUUCUUUGCAAGUUGCUAUAAUAGCUCAUAGAUCUAAGACUAGUAAUUACUCUGAAGUUUAAAAUAUUGAUUAAAAACGAUCUUCUUGUUUUGUAAUAGAAGAUUAGGAUUAAGAAUAAAAACCCUAAUAUUUAGAUUGUUCUAUAAAUAAAGUUGGAAUGAAAGGAGGAGAUCCUUAAUCAUAGCUAGAAUAUUUAACACCUGUUAAGCGAUAAAGUUAUAAAGAAUAAACAAAUGUUCUUAAAGAUUUCAAUAUGAUUGAUGAUUUAUAUAUAAAUGCAAGGUGGUUUCCUUUUGUUAUUUAAUCAGAUUAAUAUUAGUCAUAUGAAAAGUAUUUUCCAUAACAAAAUUUAGAAAAAAUCAUUGAAUCUAUUUAAAAAUGUAAUUUAAAGUAUUAAAGAAAACUUGAUAAGCAUGUUUAAAGUCUAAAUAAAUAUACAUUCUUUUAUAAAGUUAAAAUUAAAGCACUUAAAUUGCGUCAUUUGUAUUAGAAAACUUUGAAUAUUGAAUGA